Osmerus eperlanus (European smelt) is the source of this 1486-nucleotide messenger RNA. It is a transcript of the gene psat1, whose product is annotated as phosphoserine aminotransferase 1. Lineage: Eukaryota; Metazoa; Chordata; Actinopteri; Osmeriformes; Osmeridae. Gene Ontology annotation, molecular function: pyridoxal phosphate binding; O-phospho-L-serine:2-oxoglutarate transaminase activity. Bases 116 to 1219 code for a protein of 367 amino acids. Gene Ontology annotation, cellular component: cytoplasm. Gene Ontology annotation, biological process: L-serine biosynthetic process. The transcript is spliced from 9 exons. The record is from RefSeq and is a predicted model, not a curated record.
UUCACCCUAAUACAGAAGCUUCAACUACAUAAAAGUCUGUGCCACGCGAGUAUUGAUCGGUGCAAGCAAGAACUAACGUGAAGUCUUACUGUAAGAACAAAAAUAUUAUCUAAACAUGGAAAAGAAGCAAAUUAUCAACUUUGGUCCUGGACCUGCAAAGCUUCCGCAGUCGGUGUUGUUACGGGCUCAACAGGAGCUUGUGGACUAUAAUGGACUUGGGAUCAGUGUUCUGGAAAUGAGUCAUCGGUCAUCAGAUUUCAACAAAAUUAUGACCAAAACUGAAACUCUAUUGAGAGACUUACUAAAUAUUCCCGACAACUACAAGGUGAUGUUUCUUCAAGGGGGCGGGUCUGGCCAGUUUAGUGGUGUUCCGCUCAACCUGAUUGGUCUGAAGGAGGACAGGUGUGCUGACUACAUUGUGACGGGUACCUGGUCAUCCAGAGCUGCCAAGGAGGCUGAGAAGUACGGGAAAGUGAACGUGAUUCACCCCAAACUGGACAGCUACACUAAGAUCCCAGACCCGAGCAGCUGGACUCUGAACUCCUCGGCCUCGUACGUGUACUACUGCUGCAACGAGACGGUGCACGGUGUGGAGUACAACUUCCUCCCGGACGCCCGCGGCGCCGUGCUGGUCAGCGACAUGUCCUCCAACUUCCUGUCCCGUCCCGUCGACGUGUCCAAGUACGGGCUGAUCUACGCAGGAGCCCAGAAGAAUGUAGGGUGUGCUGGGGUUACCGUGGUGAUCGUUCGAGAGGACCUGUUGGGCCACGCCCUGAACGAGUGUCCCAUCAUCCUAGACUACAAGGUGCAGGCUGGAAACAACUCUCUCUACAACACCCCCCCCUGCUUCAGUAUCUACAUCAUGAGUCUGGUUCUGGAGUGGAUCAAGAACAACGGGGGCACGGCUGCCAUGGAAACGCUGAACAAGCAGAAGUCCUCCCUGAUCUACGACAUCAUCAACUCCUCUGCAGGCUUCUACUCGUGUCCUGUCGACGAAGCCUGCAGGAGCCGUAUGAAUGUGCCGUUCCGCGUGGGCCCGGACGGAGAUGAAACACUGGAGGCCCAGUUUUUGGACGGCGCGUCUAAACGAGGGAUGAUCUCCCUGAAAGGACACAGGUCAGUUGGGGGGAUGCGUGCGUCUCUCUACAACGCCGUAACUGUGGAGGACACACAAGCUCUGGCGAAUUACAUGAAGGAAUUCCUCAAGGAGCAUCAAUAAAACAAGAUUGUAGAGAAACCACUUAAGCAUUAUGUCAGUAGUUUGAGAUCCAUGAUAUGGAUCUAAAGGCUGCAAAGCGCACAUUUUAGAAGGUUCUAGACAAUUAUAGCCUUGACUGUAAUGCCUUAACUACUUUUAUAUUUUGUCAUUGUUAACUCCAGGUUUAAACAAGCAGGUAGUAAAAUUCAGUGCUGUGAUAUUUGUUGAGGAUAAAUAUUUGUUUUAUCUGUCUUAAGUUUAAUACACUACAUUAAACCCACUCGACUG